AUGAUACGUGCUACACAUUCAGACCACUUCUUUCUUUCUUUCUUUCUUUCUUUCUUUCUUUCUUUCUUUCUUUCUUUCUUUCUUUCUCUGAGUGAUAACACCAUAGGACAUGAUACGUGCUACAUUCAGACCACUUCUUUCUUUUUUCUUUCUUUCUUUCUUUCUUUCUUUCUUUCUUUCUCUGAUGAUAACACCAUAGGACAUGAUCCGUGCUACACAUUCAGACCACUUCUUUCUUUCUUUAUUUCUUUCUUUUUUCUUUCUUUCUCUGAUGAUAACACCAUAGGACAUGAUACGUGCUACAUUCAGACCACUUCUUUCUUUCUUUUCUUUCUUUCUUUCUUUCUUUCUUUCUUUCUUUCUCUGAUACCACUUCUUUCUUUUUUCUUUCUUUUCUUUCUUUCUUUCUUUCUUUCUUUCUUUCUUUCUCUGAUGAUAACACAAAAGGACAUGAUACGUGCUACACAUUCAGACCAUUUCUUUCUUUCUUUCUUUCUUUCUUUCUUUCUUUCUUUCUCUGAUGAUAACACCAUAGGACAUGAUACGUGCUACACAUUCAGACCACUUCUUUCUUUCUUUUUUCUUCUUUCUUUCUUUCUUUUCUUUCUUUCUCUGAUGAUAACACCAUAG
Molecule: messenger RNA, 630 nt
Organism: Acanthosepion pharaonis
Lineage: Eukaryota; Metazoa; Mollusca; Cephalopoda; Sepiida; Sepiidae
Source: the annotation of a GenBank genome assembly